AUGCCAUGGCCUGAGUCCGAUCUGAAUCGAGAUAAUGGCUGUACCGUUAUCUGCUUCCAUUCCUCGCGGACAACCGGUCCGGUUGGGGGUCAUCCAACUCGGCCGACUUGGCUCAGAUUGGCCGGUUUCGGAGCAGACUGCUUCCUCGCCCCAUUCCGGACAGGUUGCCUCGAUUCACUCGUGCCCCCUCGAGCCGUGUCCCUACGGCCGGUCGGCCAUUUUCGCCAGUCCUCCUAA
Protopolystoma xenopodis is the source of this 237-nucleotide messenger RNA. The record is from the annotation of a GenBank genome assembly. Lineage: Eukaryota; Metazoa; Platyhelminthes; Monogenea; Polystomatidea; Polystomatidae.